CGACACCCUUUUGCUCCUGCUGGUAUAUCAAUCUCUUCUAUUCUUAACAAAGCAAGCAAUAGACCAAUAUUUCCCCUAGAACCGUCAAACUCCCCCGUCGUCCAGUCGAGGACUCCGCCUCAUCCCUUAGUGUCUUCCCCUGCGUCGUGUUGUCAGAUUGUGCAGGCAUGGCUGCGCCGCCGGAGAUCACUUGCACCAAUCUAUCGGGCAAGUUCGUGAUGAACAAAACUCUUUCGGACGACAUCGACUCAAUGCUCGCCCUCCAAGGCCUGAGCUGGCUCACUCGAACCGCAAUCAGCCUGGCUACGGUCGUCCUCACCGUCAAAGAAUACAAACAAGAUGAUAUCUACCACAUUGACAUCACAUCUGUGGCUUCGGGCCUCACAACGACGCAAGAAAACCGUACGCUAGACUGGCAAGAGCGAGACCACCAGGAUCGCAUCUUCGGGAACUGCCGGGGCAAGUCAAGACUCUGGAAGACAGGCGACUACAAAAUGGAAGGCCCUGGUACAGAAGAAGAUGCGGUGUUCUUGCAGGCUCACAAACUCAAGGACGGUCAGACGGAUUCCAAGUUUUUGGACGACGAACAUGUUCAAAGCUGGGUGAAGAACAUGGAUGCGGCCGGCUGGCAGGCUGAGCAGAACUGGGGAUUUGAAGACAUCGACGGUGAACGGCGAUACACUCGGCGAGUCCUGGUCUGGAAAGGCGGCGAGUUUCGACGAGCCCGCCUCGUGUAUGACUACAAAGGACAGGCGGAGAAGAAAGACGAAGACGACGACAAUGACUUGGCAUAUGGCGAGGAAUGAGCAAUGACACCCAUGGUACAGAGAGAACAGUGAUACCCAGCAAGCAUGGAAACAAUGUGCAUAUACUUUCAAUGCACACGGGAAUGGAUGGUAUGGCCGUAAGACUGACAUCUCGCCGAAGAACCGGCGCUCCAUUGACUUCCGAGAUUCGCAACAUUUGCUCAGAGCAUUCAACUACACAAAAGUAUCGUCCAGAUAUACCUCCCGUCCGCGUAUCUCGCGCGUGUGUGGGCACCCGCUCCGCAUUCAUUUGGAAGAAAUUGCGCAACCCUCUGACGU
Messenger RNA from Cladophialophora immunda, 1085 nucleotides. RefSeq lists its product as uncharacterized. The record is from RefSeq and is a predicted model, not a curated record. The coding region runs from base 168 to 806 and encodes 212 amino acids. The transcript has 3 exons. Lineage: Eukaryota; Fungi; Ascomycota; Eurotiomycetes; Chaetothyriales; Herpotrichiellaceae.